AUGAACUUUCUCUCUGGGAUCUGGUGGUCUCUUGCUCUGGUCCUGUUCUGGGCAGCCCCGCGCGUCACCUCCUCAUGGUGGUACAUGGGGGCCGUGGGCUCGUCGCGGGUGAUGUGCGACAACGUGCCGGGGCUGGUGAGCCGGCAGCGGCAGCUGUGCCGGCGGCACCCCGAGGCCAUGCUCUCCAUCGGCCGCGGCGUGGCCGCCUGGACGGCCGAGUGCCAGCACCAGUUCCGCCAGCACCGCUGGAACUGCAACGCGCCCGAGCGCGGCCACCGCCUGCUGGGCCGCGUCCUGCUGCGCAGUAGUCGGGAAUCCGCUUUUGUCCAUGCCAUCUCCUCCGCCGGGGUUGUUUUUGCUAUCACAAGAGCUUGUAGCCAAGGGGAGUUGAAAUCGUGCUCCUGCGACCCCAGGAAAAAGGGUUCGGCCAAGGACAGCAAGGGUCUCUUUGACUGGGGUGGCUGCAGCGACAACGUUGACUACGGCGUCAGGUUUGCCCGGGCGUUCGUGGACGCCAAGGAGAGGAAGGGGAAGGAUGCCAGAGCCCUCAUGAACCUGCACAACAACCGAGCCGGAAGGAAGGCCGUGAAGCGGUUUUUGAAACAGGAGUGCAAAUGUCACGGUGUGAGUGGAUCAUGCACUCUAAGGACCUGUUGGCUGGCCAUGGCAGACUUUAGGAAAACAGGAGAUUAUCUGUGGAAGAAAUACAAUGGAGCCAUUCAGGUGGUCAUGAAUCAAGAUGGCACUGGUUUCACUGUGGCUAAUAAGAAAUUUAAGAAGCCAACUAAGAAUGACCUGGUAUACUUUGAAAGCUCUCCAGACUACUGUAUCAGGGACAGGGAUGUAGGCUCUCUAGGGACAGCGGGCCGCGUUUGCAACCAGAGCUCGCGUGGCAUGGACAGCUGCGAAGUGAUGUGCUGCGGCAGGGGCUAUGACACAUCGCGGGUCAGCAGGAUGACAAAGUGCGAGUGCAAAUUCCACUGGUGCUGUGCCGUGCGCUGCCAGGACUGCCUGGAGGUGGUGGACAUUCACACCUGCAAGGCCCCCAAGAGCGCUGGGUGGAUCUCCCGGACAUGA
Molecule: messenger RNA, 1077 nt
Organism: Nothoprocta perdicaria
Lineage: Eukaryota; Metazoa; Chordata; Aves; Tinamiformes; Tinamidae
Gene: WNT2
Product: Wnt family member 2
Exons: 5
Coding region: 1-1077 (358 amino acids)
Biological process (GO): canonical Wnt signaling pathway; cell fate commitment; multicellular organism development
Cellular component (GO): extracellular region
Molecular function (GO): cytokine activity; frizzled binding
Source: RefSeq, a predicted model, not a curated record